Molecule: messenger RNA, 2040 nt
Organism: Diaporthe amygdali
Lineage: Eukaryota; Fungi; Ascomycota; Sordariomycetes; Diaporthales; Diaporthaceae
Product: NDT80/PhoG like DNA-binding family protein
Exons: 3
Coding region: 1-2040 (679 amino acids)
Biological process (GO): positive regulation of transcription by RNA polymerase II; meiotic cell cycle
Cellular component (GO): nuclear chromosome
Molecular function (GO): DNA binding; DNA-binding transcription factor activity
Source: RefSeq, a predicted model, not a curated record
AUGGCAGAGUUGAAGGAGCCGGCGCACAACAGCCUCUGGUACGCCAGCCCGGUGCAGAUGCCGUCGAGUCGUUCCGGUCACGGCGUGGACGCAGGGCUUUCGAAUCCAACUUCAGCAUCACCUCAUUCAGCACGACCGAGACAAGGUGGCUGGGGCAGCGUGGACCACCACCAGCAGUAUCCCUCGUACAGCCGCUAUUCCCAGGACGACACAAACGACCCGUACGAGAGGCAUCAACACCCCUCUUUGUCGAGUCAUCAGAGUUUUCCAAACCUCAAACGGCCAUACUCGGCAACAGAGCAACCUCCAUACCAGGAGAUCGUCCAGGACCUGCGAGACGAUGGCUCAAAGCUCGGCGUUGGACACGACCACAAGCUGCUCUCGUUCAGGAAAGUCCCGGACAAGCAUACAAUCCUCGACCACCAUGGUCGCAUGCAACAGUUGGAGCUGACUGCUCAACUACAUGGCAUGUUCUUUCUCUCUGAGAUGCCAGCGACCAACAACGACGGAUCCGUCAUGCAACCGGAGCUCACUUGUUACCGGCGAAACCUUUUCCAGGUCAGCGGAUCGCUGAUCACCCCAAGGGGACAAAUGUCUGUCAUUACGGAGACUGGGGAGACAGCACCAGUGAGCAGUACAGAGGUGACCAUUUCAUCGAUUGAGUCGGUUGAUGGUCAUCCUGUUCGACUGAUCGUCAUUCCGUGGAAAACCCCUCCACCGAACUCGCCGGAGGUAUCCCAAGCGCCCGAUCAAGAGCCAUCAUCGCUACCAUUGAUUCCAUUCCAGGACGAUGGUUCAGACGCGGACGGAGAAUACGCAGUCUACCCCAUCGGAUGGAGGCGUCUGCAGUUCCGAAUCGCGACGGCCAACAACGGCAGGAGGAAGGAGCUCCAGCAGCAUUUUGUGGUUCACCUGAAAGUCAUGGGGACGCUGGCCAACGGAUCCAAAGUUGUGCUGACGGAAGCUGCGACCGCACCAAUCGUGGUGCGAGGACGAAGCCCACGCAAUUUCCAAGCGAGAAAGGAGAUCCCACUCCUGGGGUCCAGCGCUGGGUCCCGAGGCCAGGCUCUUGUGGAGACUGGGCUGGGCAUUGUUGCUGGACCUCUGGCGAUCAAGCCUCAAGAGGUGAAGGCGAGGCCACUCAACAUGGAGCUGCCGCGGACAGCAUUUACGUUCAACGCACCCAAGCUGCCGGCGAGCCCUAUGGCUAGUAUGCGAUCGAACUCUUACCCGACAACAUGGAACCCAUCGAUGCCAUCUUCAGGGCCGGGAAAUUAUCCAGCAACAACGAUAGCGUCCGAUCCGUACCAGAAGAUGCCUCUCUCAGGGACUUCGGCAUACUCGGCCGAGCCACAAGACAUGCAGUCUCAUAUGCCCACCUCGAUGCCUUCCAUGCAGCUGUCGAUGGUUUCAAGCGACCAACCGGGGCAGCAGCAGCAACAACAACAAUCAGCGACAUCUCAAGUUCCGCCAAUAAGGACACAGUACGCUUCCUACGUCCAGAGCUCCAAUGCUCCUCCGCCGCUUUCCGUUUCUUCGACCGCGAACAGCAGCCUGAGCGUACCAAGAUAUGUGGACGACAGCAACCCGCGACCUACUAAGAGCCCUCGGCAUCCCAGCCACCCUUCCAUUCACGCUGGGUCGAUAUCGAGCACAGAGUCAUCUGGUGAAUACAGAUACGGACCCCCCUAUAGCGCCAUGAGCACCAACUCGGCCGAAAUCAGCCCCCAGACUUCUCAACACGCCUCAUAUUCAACGGGGCAUGGUGCCGGAGGGCACGAGAGCAGCGCUGGGGCCAGUGCUCAGUCCUCAAGCACCAUUCCGCCACCUAGGGACUAUUUCCCGCCGUCAACAUCGUGGACGACGACUGCGGGUGAAUCAAACGCGCCUACAUACACGAACGGGGACCAUCGGUCUUCCUACCCCUACUCGACAGAUCAGUACAAGACUGCGGGAGGUGUGAAGAGCGAUCCGCACGCCCCUCCUCCGCCUGUCUAUCCUGGCCAGGCGAUGAGCCAUUACUCGUGGAAUACUUCUUGA